GUUAUCACUGCAGCCGGUAGAAGAUUUUAUUUUGGUUUAGGUUUCGUUAAGAUAUGACCACAUGUCAAGUUUAUUCACUGAAUUUUGUUAUUACUACGAACCUGUUGAUGUUUCAACAGAUAUGUCAUGGGGAGGAGCGCUGUGGAUGGGAGAUUUGGCCGACUACAUGGAUGAAAACUUCAUCAUAGCAGCGUUCCGCGCUCUUGGGGAAGAGAAUGUGCAGAAUGUGAAGGUCAUGAAGAAUCGCUAUACUGGUCAUCCAGCUGGCUAUUGCUUUGUGAACUUCAAUUCAGAUCAAGCAGCCUUGACUGCUAUGCACAAACUCAAUGGCAAAGUUAUUCCUCACAGUCAACCUCCUGUCCGAUUUAAGUUGAAUCACAGUAGUACCAGAGGCAACACAACAGACAAGGAAUUUUCCUUGUGGGUGGGUGAUCUUACCCCAGAUGUUGAUGACUUUGCACUCUACAAGACCUUUGGCAGUAGAUAUAACAGUAUAAAAACAGCAAAAGUUAUUUAUGACCCCAAUGGCCAAAGUAAAGGCUUUGCCUUUGUGAGAUUUUAUUCAGAAGAUGAGUACAAAGAUGCUUUGACUCACAUGAAUGGUUUCAAAGGACUAGGCCAGAAGCCCCUGAAAGUGAGCUAUGCUGUUCCUAAGAAGCAACACUACCCGGGCAUGAAUCCCAUGGGUGGUGAUUACAGUCAGUACUAUGAACAGUAUUGGAAUAAUUAUGCAGCCUGGCAGAACUACAAUGCUUACUAUGACCCAUAUUCAUCUUCCUAUGGGGAUUACAGUACUGGGCUGGAAGGGGGCUCAGGAGAUUCAAAAGAUGCCAGCAAAGAAGAUUUUGAGCCAGUAGAAUGGAAUGUACCAAUAGACAUUGAUAAAGCCAAUAAGGAGUAUAUUGAUCGAAGUGAAGAAUUGUGGCAAGCUAUUGAGAAAGCUCGGUGGAAUUUCUGGGAUGAAGGAACCAAAGAAGAAGAAUAAUAUCCUUCCCUGUGACCUUGUUUUUAUGAUCUUCUAUCAAUAAAUUUAUUGGAUACCAUGUA
This is a messenger RNA of Macrobrachium nipponense, 1047 nucleotides long. It is a transcript of the gene Secp43, whose product is annotated as tRNA selenocysteine 1-associated protein 1-like. NCBI's taxonomy places the organism in Eukaryota, Metazoa, Arthropoda, Malacostraca, Decapoda, Palaemonidae. The transcript is spliced from 7 exons. The coding region runs from base 62 to 985 and encodes 307 amino acids. Gene Ontology annotation, molecular function: RNA binding. The record is from RefSeq and is a predicted model, not a curated record.